AGCAUGUUUAAUUUUUAGCUCGAUUGCGGCGACUGAAUCUGCCAAUGCGACUAAUGCAGAACAAGAUCAUCCUGCACGCUUGUCGUCAGAUCAUCUGGGCAUCUUUCUGUUGGCUAUUUAAUACACUUACUGCAGUGACAAAAUAACAAUGGGGAAGUUUCUGAUAACUUUUUUGCUGUUUGUAUUGAUAAUAGUGUUUAUAAAAGCAUCGAAAUCGAAGCCGAAGAGUGGUGAAACAAAUGAAAAUAAAUCUGUAAGUUCAAAAUCAAGAAGUUUCUCGGAUGGGAAAGGAAACAGAAAUGAAUCUGCAAGUUCAGAAUCAAGAAAUUUCUCGAAAAAGAAAGGAAAGGGAAACGGCAGAUGUAAUGACCACGAUCAGUGCCCAGAUGACUAUGCAUGCUUAUUGGCAGAGGGAAAAAAAGUGAAGAAAUGCGUUCAGUGUAAUUGUUCGGAGACAAGCCAAUGUUAUCUUGAAAGGGAAACGACGUUCUGCAAUUGCUCAGGAACUGGGUUCACAGGACAAUAUUGUGAAACAUUGCUACCGCAAUGUCCAAUGGGAUGGUAUCAAAACAGAAACAGCUGUUACAUCUAUGACUGCACGGCGCGUGAUUGGCUGUCCGCUGUUUCGCACUGCCAGUCCCUUAGUCCGAACGGAUAUCCGAACUCUUAUCUUAUUGAGAUAACAGAUGAAGAGGAAAGCCAAGUUGCAUUUGCCAUUUCAAGCAUUACGGGUGUUUCAAGUAAUUCAUACCAUCUUGUAUACUUGCAGUUUUAUAUAUGAGCCGUGUCACGACAA
Ruditapes philippinarum (Manila clam) is the source of this 796-nucleotide messenger RNA. RefSeq lists its product as uncharacterized. The record is from RefSeq and is a predicted model, not a curated record. Lineage: Eukaryota; Metazoa; Mollusca; Bivalvia; Venerida; Veneridae. The transcript has 7 exons. Bases 149 to 781 code for a protein of 210 amino acids.